AUGUCAUCAACAAAGGAACUUCUAUUGCUGCUCGCAAUGUUUGUCUCGGGCACGUGGAGCGAACAUUUAAUAGACUACCUCACCACUCAACAGCACUCCAAAGACGACGAAUUUAUGUUGACUUACGAAAACUUGCUGUGGGAUAUUUGGCAAGAACAACCAUUUGAAGGCCUGUUAAUUGUCCAACACAACGACAUAAAAGAAGUUGAACUACUGAAAACACUCUGUGGAUUUCCUCUAACGAAAAUCAUAAUCACCAAGGAUGUCGUAUUCGAAUACAAACAUAAAAUUGGAAAUUCAAAUAUUUUAGCUGUGAUACUCGUCUCGGGUUUGAUGGAUGAGAAAAUAAUGGAGGCAAUGGCCCAAACCCUGAACUAUAUGCGUCAAGUAAGGAUAUUGUGGCUGGUGGAGGGCGUCAGUGACAAAGAAGGGUUUCUGGAUACCAUUUUAAACAAAAGCCGUCUUUACAAAAUGACAAAUGUAAUUUUGAAUUUCAUUGAAUCACAACCCGGACAGUUGUACUUCCUAAAACCCUAUCCGAAUUACCAUUGGAUUACCUCUGAAAACAAAGAGGACGAUUUGUACUAUCACCAACACUGGCGUAACCUGGAAAACACCACCCUUGUAACCUAUGCCGACCAAAUUUCACCUCAUUCCUUUUUGUACGAAGAUAAUAAUGAGAAGAAAAAUAUCAGAAUUAAUGGCCUGGUGGCCAGAAUGGUCUUACUCUUUGCCGAACACUUCAAUGCAAGCCUGCAAAUGUAUCAGCCGCUGCAGGUGGGCAAUCAAAUUCCCCACUUCAGCAUAAUCAACGAUAUGGUUGAUGCCAAUCUCUUGGACAUACCCAUGGCCUUGGACAGUGCCUACGAUGACCGGUGGUUUAAUAUGUCAGAUGUAUAUGAAUUAUCGGCUAUAAUGAUUAUGGUUCCGCUUUCAAAGCAAUUGGAGUUACGUGAAAUAUUUAGUGUUCUCUUGGAUCCAUAUUUCUUUGGCUGUUUGGUGGCCAGUUCAUUGCUAUUAUCCUCGGUGCAUUGCCUCAUAGAUUUCUGUGUUGAUGGUUUUUGGCAAUAUUUGAAUUUGCUGCUAAAUGACAAGGUGCUGCCCGGGGUAUUGGGUCAAUCGUGUGAAAUGCGUUCAAAACAUCAAUGGGCUAGCCAUAGAAUAAUUUAUCUGCUGGUGGGCUUUGUUGGCCUCCACAUAAGUACCCAAUUCUCGGCCAGAAUGAAUAGCCUUUUCACCAGUCCACCAUAUCACCGGCAAAUACGCACCUUUGAGGACCAGCGGGGAUCACCCGUCAAACUGCUCGUCGAUACUGCCGAUGCUUAUAAGCUUAGCUAUUAUUACGAUGAAAAGAAUAUCGAUGCAAUUUUUACAAACACCUCACAUAUGCUCGAAGUGAGGGCCAGCCUUAACACCAGCUACUGCUACUUGGCUCGCUCGUCAUCUUGGAAUGUUAUUAAUCAAGUGCAGAGUCAUUUUGCAAACAAACUCUUUUACACUCCCGAAGAAAUGUACAUCCUGUCGAUGACCAUUUGGGGUUUUAAACUGCAGUUCAAUUCGCCAUUUAGGGAGCCCUUAAAUGAUCUCAUCCAUUGGGUACAUGCUUACGGUUUUCGGCAAGCCUGGUAUCGUAGUGCAUUUUCCGAUUUACUAAAACUCAAGUGGAUUUCUCUACGAAAUCUAAAUCCCAUGGUGGAACUGAAGGUAUUCACGGCACAUGAUUUGUUUUGGAUUUGGAUGUUGCUGGUAAUUGGUUUGUCUUGCGGUGGAGUUGUAUUCAUGCUGGAGCUGUGGUUCGGAAGGAAGCAGAGGAUUUAAAGUAUUUUAUUGAUUAUUGUAAAUUAAUUGCAUUACCUUAGAUUUUGGAAUCUAUUUG
Musca domestica (house fly) is the source of this 1876-nucleotide messenger RNA. RefSeq lists its product as uncharacterized. The transcript has a single exon. The record is from RefSeq and is a predicted model, not a curated record. Lineage: Eukaryota; Metazoa; Arthropoda; Insecta; Diptera; Muscidae. The coding region runs from base 1 to 1818 and encodes 605 amino acids.